Messenger RNA from Phytophthora nicotianae INRA-310, 2008 nucleotides. RefSeq lists its product as hypothetical. Gene Ontology annotation, molecular function: protein binding. The transcript has a single exon. Bases 26 to 1903 code for a protein of 625 amino acids. The record is from RefSeq and is a predicted model, not a curated record. Lineage: Eukaryota; Oomycota; Peronosporomycetes; Peronosporales; Peronosporaceae.
AAUCGGGCUUACAACGUCAGACACGAUGAGCUCCGAUGGCGUCGUCGAGUUCCCCGUCCUCACCGCCGCAAGCGUCGUAACUCGCUUCUGUUUACCUGAUGAAGACCUCCCGCACAUUGCACGACUAAUAGAUGCAUUUCUAGACACAAUUUCGUCCAAAUGGUCUCUCGCUCGUUGCUACAAACGGUUAGGAAGUCUGCGUUUGCUUCAGCACAUUGCUGCUCGAGCUCCAGCUAAUACAUUAGAUCCGUUCUACCGACGCUGGAUGCUCAAUGCGACUUCGUGGUUUAUUGCGACUCAAGGAGAUCUACCUGCACUUAAAUGGUUGAUGGAGAUUUAUCUCCCGAACGAACGGAUGGGGGCCGUAGUGUAUGCGGCUGCAGCCAAUGGACAUGUGGAGAUUCUCCAGUGGCUACACGAAUUUCAUUAUGAACGGAUCUACUGGAAUUGUAUCGAGAUGUGUGGAGCUCUAGAUUAUGGUCACGACGACACCGUGCAAUGGCUUAUGAAGCAUUCACCACCUCGUCCAGAAUGUUUAAAGUUGGUGAUGCAAUCUGCUGCGAAGACGGGGAAUACUGCAGCAGUUCAGUGGUUGUACAAUGAGUGUUAUGCUCCUGCUGAAGGCGCUCUCAUUCAUGCGCAAAAAGAGGGUCAUUGGGAGACAGCUCGAUGGAUUCUUGUGAACUGUGAUCUCGCUGUGCGUCGAAUACAAUGGGAUGGCGCUGCUGCAUGUGGCGCGCUGUCGUUCUUGAAAUAUGCGCACUCACGAGAAUUAGGGCAACCACGUUCGUCUACACUAUUAGCUGCAGCUUCAAACGGACACCUGGAAACUGUAAAAUGGCUUCACAACGAGGUGCACGUGCCACUGACUGCUGGAGCAAUGAGAAGAGCGGCGGAAAACGGGCAUUUAAAUGUAGUGCAGUGGCUUCACGGUAUGGACUGCGCACGGGGUGACGUUUGGACGAUGGAUAGUGCUGCGAAGAAUGGUCAUCUCGAUGUGGUGAAGUGGCUUCAUGAUAACCGUGACGAAGGAUGUAGCAGUAAAGCUAUGACUUGGGCAGCUGGUAAUGGCCAUCUAGCUGUCGUCAAAUGGCUUCACAUUUAUCGAACUGAAGGGUGCACGUAUCAAGCAAUGGACAAGGCAGCAGCGAAUGGGUUUCUGGAAGUAGUCCAGUGGCUACAUACGAAUCGUAGUGAAGGAUGUUCAACCGAAGCAAUGGAUGGAGCUGCUCGUGGAGGUCAUUUAGAAAUCGUGCAAUGGCUACACACUCAUCGGAGUGAGGGCUGCACGAAGGCAGCUAUGUGUCAUGCCGCUAGUGGUAGCCAUCUCGAACUGUUGAGAUGGCUUCACGAAAACAGAACUGAAGGGUGUACGCCCGCUGCGAUGGACUGGGCUGCCAGUUACGGUCAUUUGGAUGUAGUACAGUGGCUCCAUUCUAACCGAAGCGAAGGUUGUACAGCGAUAGCAAUGGCAGCUGCUGCUAUGAGAGGUCAUUUGGGUGUGGUAAAGUGGUUUCACUGCAAUCGCACCGAAGGCUGUUCAGUGGGUACGUUGUCGAGAGUAGCUGCCAGUGGUAACAUUGAGGUUGUAAAGUGGAUUUACGAGAGCCGUAGCGAGGUCGAAGUGCGUUCUGCGAUGAAGGAGGCUAUCGCUCAUGAUCGCUUUGAAAUUGUGCUGUAUUUACACUCGAAAGGCGUGGAAAUUGGUAGCUUUGCCGACGCAACAUUGUAUGGACCUAGCUGGGAGUUGACCCAGUGGUUGAUCAGUAACUGUGAAAAACAAAUGACUGGUUGCAGCUUUGAAAUUUCGACUUGGGAUUAUCGAUUCAACGACUGGUGUCGACAGUCCUCGAUGCAGCGAGUAAAUCAUGACGAGGAUACUACAUUGUGGAGAUACGAUUAACAAAGUGAAAGUGGAAUUAUAUUGUGCUGCUAGCGCAGAGGAUAUUGCUACGAAUUUGUUGGUACCCAGCACUAUUACAUGUCGAGAAUAAAUGCCCGUGUUAAU